GAGGCCAGUUGAAGUUGGUGGGGAAGUGGGCGUGGCGCCGCCGCGCUGGGCCCGCCUCCGCCCCGCCCUCCGACUAAUCUUUGGUUGCGGGUAGGGGCCGUCCCGAGGUAUCCGCGAGGUGAGCUCCGAGGUCCGACAGUUCGCCGCCGCCAGCAUGGAGUUCGUGAAGUGCUUGGGGCACCCCGAGGAGUUCUACAACCUGCUGCGCUUCCAGAUGGGGGGCCGGCAGAAGGUGAUGCCCAAGAUGGACCAGGACUCGCUCAGCAGCAGCUUGAAAACUUGUUACAAGUACUUGAAUCAGACCAGUCGCAGUUUCGCAGCUGUUAUCCAGGCGCUGGAUGGGGAAAUGCGCCAUGCAGUAUGCAUAUUUUAUCUGGUUCUCCGAGCACUGGACACUCUGGAAGAUGACAUGACCAUCAGUAUAGGAAGAAAGGUCCCCCUGUUACACAACUUCCACUCGUACCUUUAUGAGCCCGACUGGCGGUUCACGGAGAGCAAGGAGAAGGACCGACAAGUCCUGGAGGACUUUCCAACGAUCUCCCUGGAGUUUCGAAAUCUGGCUGAGAAAUACCAAACAGUGAUAGUUGACAUUUGCCGGAAGAUGGGAUUUGGGAUGGCAGAGUUUUUGGACAAGCGUGUGAUGUCUGAACAGGAGUGGGACAAGUACUGUCACUAUGUUGCUGGGCUGGUGGGAAUUGGCCUUUCUCGUCUGUUCUCGGCCUCAGAGUUAGAAGAUCCCUUAAUUGGUGAAGACACAGAGCUUGCCAACUCUAUGGGCCUGUUUCUGCAGAAAACAAACAUCAUCCGUGAUUAUCUGGAAGACCAGCGAGAAGGAAGAGAGUUUUGGCCUCAAGAGGCUUGGAGCAAGUAUGUGAACAAGCUGGGUGACUUUGCCAAGCCAGAGAACAUGGACUUGGCCGUGCAUUGCCUGAAUGAGCUCAUAGCCAGCACGCUGCACCACAUCCCUGACGUCAUCACUUACCUUUCACGACUUAGAAACCAGAGCAUAUUCAACUUCUGUGCUAUUCCACAGGUCAUGGCCAUUGCCACUUUGGCUGCCUGUUAUAAUAAUCAGCAGGUAUUCAAAGGGGUGGUGAAGAUACGAAAAGGGCAAGCAGUCACCCUGAUGAUGGAUGCCACCAACAUGCCAGCUGUAAAAGCUAUAAUACACCAGUACAUGGAAGAGAUUUAUCACAGGAUCCCCAACUCCGACCCAUGUUCUACUAAAACAAGGCAGAUCAUCUCCACGAUCAGGACACAGAAUCUUCCCAACUGUCAGCUCAUCUCUCGGAGCCACUACUCACCCAUUUACCUGUCGUUUGUCAUGCUCCUGGCGGCCCUGAGCUGGCAGUAUCUGAGCACCCUGUCCCAGGUCACAGAGGACUAUGUUCAGACCGGAGAACGCUGACUGGGCUUGGUCGGGAGACUGAACGCCCUGGGGAAUGGACUGACCUUCUCUUCAGGGAUGGAUGUGGGCUUCCCCCCUAUUUUCCCUCCUGCUUUAAUUCCUCAAAGAAUUCUGUGGGCCUGGAACUUUAGAAACUGUGACAUGUGAAGAUACGAUUAAAGGGAAAGGACACUUCAGCCUUGGCCACCUGUGUUCACCUGUGCCCACCUGGGCGGGGUGACUGAGGGCUGAGCGUCCACUGCUGUGGGUCACAGUCAGGGCUGCAUCCAGGCCUGCAGAGAGAUCAUACUUGGUGUGAAUACGGGCUAGAAUUAAAUGUAUUUAAUUUGAAGCAACCUUUGAAUACCUAUCCUAGUAGAAAGUGAAGUG
Molecule: messenger RNA, 1777 nt
Organism: Lipotes vexillifer (Yangtze River dolphin)
Lineage: Eukaryota; Metazoa; Chordata; Mammalia; Artiodactyla; Lipotidae
Gene: FDFT1
Product: farnesyl-diphosphate farnesyltransferase 1
Exons: 8
Coding region: 155-1408 (417 amino acids)
Biological process (GO): cholesterol biosynthetic process; farnesyl diphosphate metabolic process
Cellular component (GO): endoplasmic reticulum membrane
Molecular function (GO): squalene synthase [NAD(P)H] activity
Source: RefSeq, a predicted model, not a curated record